AUGGUCCAGGAUAUUCCAUACGUUCACUUUGACUCGAUCGAGGAUGCCAUCAAGGACAUCGCUGAUGGAAAGUUCGUUAUUGCGGUUGAUAAUGAGGAUCGCGAGAACGAAGGCGACUUGAUCAUGGCUGCAGAGAAGAUCACUACCGAGCAGAUGGCCUUCCUAAUCAGAUACUCUAGCGGAUACGUGUGUGUGCCAGCAGCACCUGAAAGGCUAAAGGAGCUCGAGUUGCCCUUGAUGGUCCCCAACAACCAGGAGCUGAUGAAGACCGCUUACACGAUCACCGUCGACUAUGCCCACAACACCACCACUGGAAUCUCUGCCCACGACCGUGCCCUCACCUGCCGAUCCCUGGCCGACCCCACAAAGACCGCCAAGGACUUUAACCGGCCCGGACAUGUCCUGCCUCUGCGUUAUGCCGAUGGUGGGUCGGUCAACCGGUUCGGCCACACCGAGGCGUCGGUCGAUCUGUGCAAAUUGGCCGGUCUCCAGCCUGUGGCUGUUAUCUGUGAGCUGGUCAAUGAUAGAGAUGGGUCAAUGGCGCGUCGUGAUGAUUGUUACAAGUUUGCGCAGGAGCAUGGGAUCAAGUUGGUUACUAUUGCGGAUAUUAUCAAGUACCGACAGGACCAUGGCUUCGUAGAGAACUUCUAA
Messenger RNA from Linnemannia hyalina, 651 nucleotides. The record is from the annotation of a GenBank genome assembly. NCBI's taxonomy places the organism in Eukaryota, Fungi, Mortierellomycota, Mortierellomycetes, Mortierellales, Mortierellaceae.